GACUUCAGCAAGGACGUUACGGACGGCAUCUUUGAGAGCAUUUUGCGAGACUCUUCAGUAGCACCUGGCGAGUCCGAGGAUGUGACAAAGCUUAGAGCGAAGGUGUCGCAGCUCGAGACUGAAGUUUCAGGUCUGCAGCACGAGCUAUCUCAACGCCAGGCCAGCACUGUCGUUCCAGGGGAAGGCGAGCAGCUAAGUUUCGCAGCAACAGCGUCGGAGGAGCCUCCGCUGCUUGGAGCUGCCUAUCAGCAGAUCUCGGUUCUGAACACACAGCUUGCGCACCUCUACACGGAGCUCACGCUUUCUCGGACCGAGGCGGCGAGCCUUCGCGCCGACAAGGAGCAGGCGGAGGCCAGACCGGAACUCGCCAACGAGAAGCUUGCAGCUUCAGAGGCUGCUGUUUCAGCAGCACAGGCCGAGAACCAACGGCAAGCACAGCAAAUUGCUGAUCUGGUCAGUGACAUUCGGCACCUUCAGCUGGACCUCGAGUACCACCAGCAGAAGGUCGAUCAGCUUUUAGAGGAGAAGCAGGUGGUCAUGAAAGACAUGAAGUCUUUACAGCAGGAGGUGACUGAGGCCCGGCAGCAACUUGAAGAAAAGGAGCAAGUCCUCAAGCAUCAGGAGGUGGAUCUCAUGCACUACCGUCAGCUUGAGCAGCAAAGUCCUCGUGGAGGUAAAGACGGCGAUGACGGCGUGCUGGAUGCGUUGCGCACGGAGGCUGCUGCGAAGGACAGUGCCCUCAUCGUCUCCCAUUACGAGCUCCACAAGGAGAAGCUCAUGCGAGAUCGCCUAGAGCAGAAAAACCUGAAGCUCAUGGAGCGCAUGCAAAAGCUGAUGAUGGUAGUGGAAACCAUGCGGAAGGACAACGUCAACUUGGAGCGUUCACUCGCGUCGAAAGACCGGAUGUACGAGGAGAAAGAUGCACAGCUCCGAAUAAUCAUGCAGAAGGUUCGGCAACUGCAGAAAAACACAAAGGGCAAACCCAAAGGGGCGGCAAAGGCCAAGGCACCACAGCCGGUUCUAGAGCUCGAAGGUUCCGUGCAGAACCUGCCACCUCUUGAGUCGUCCAGAUACUCGGGUCCGGCAAGUGGAAAACAGAGUGGUCGCUCUACUCCACGGGGUGGGUCACCCUACACAGGCCGACCGUGA
Molecule: messenger RNA, 1149 nt
Organism: Symbiodinium necroappetens
Lineage: Eukaryota; Dinophyceae; Suessiales; Symbiodiniaceae
Source: the annotation of a GenBank genome assembly